This is a messenger RNA of Ruditapes philippinarum (Manila clam), 3609 nucleotides long. RefSeq names its product protein phosphatase 1 regulatory subunit 7-like. Gene Ontology annotation, molecular function: protein binding. The record is from RefSeq and is a predicted model, not a curated record. The coding region runs from base 139 to 1170 and encodes 343 amino acids. The transcript is spliced from 9 exons. NCBI's taxonomy places the organism in Eukaryota, Metazoa, Mollusca, Bivalvia, Venerida, Veneridae.
CGAUUGUCAACCUGGCCUCAUUAUCAUAAGCAAACAUUUUACCAAUUGGGUACGUCUUGAUUUGAGUGCGAAACACUCUAGGAUAAAUUUCCCUUUACUUUGUUUACAUGUUCACCGUUUUGAUUUGCACGUAAAGUAAUGGAAGAAGAAAAUACUCCAAACAAUGAAAUGGAAGUUGACAGAGAAACAGGACAUGAUGGCUUUAUAUCCAGUGGUGAUGAAUUGGAGCCAGAACAACCAGCAGAUCCAGUCGAAUCCGUACAGCUUGUUAUAGUCGAUCCUCAGGCUCUGGAUGUGGAUUUCAACCAUGGACGCAUUGCAAAAAUAGAAAACCUUGAACGUCUUACACAAGUGGAGAAUUUGUGUUUAAGACAGAACCUGAUAACUAAGAUCGAAGGUCUGUCCACUUUGACAACUUUAGUGGAUUUAGAUUUAUAUGACAACCAGAUCACAAAGGUAGAAAAUCUUGAUGCUCUAGUGAACUUGACGAGUUUAGACUUGUCGUUUAAUCGAUUUGGAAAGAUAGAGAAUUUGAAUACCCUUGUAAACUUGAAAAAAUUGUUUCUAAUUCACAACAAGAUAACAAAAAUAGAAAAUAUAGAUCAUCUUACUCAACUAGAAAUGUUAGAACUUGGUUCGAACAGAAUAAGGACAAUUGAGAAUAUAUCAACUCUGAUUAACCUUACCAGUUUGUUCAUUGGCAAGAAUAAGAUCAACAAGUUAAAAGGUCUAGAAACCCUGGUCAAUCUACGAACACUUAGUAUGCAGACCAACAGAAUAGUGAAAUUGGAAGGACUGGAUACACUGGUGAACCUAGAAGAACUCUACCUCGCAGAUAAUGGCAUUGAGAAACUAGAAGGCUUGGAUAAAAAUACAAAACUGAACACUCUAGAUUUGGCUAACAACAGAAUAUCUCAGAUAGAGAAUCUUGACCAUCUAGAGGAGCUGCAGGAAUUCUGGUUUAAUGAUAACAAAGUGAGUGCAUGGAAGGAAAUAGAGUCGUUAGUUCCUCUGAAAAAGUUAGAGACAGUCUACCUGGAGAGAAACCCAAUUUAUUACGACGCUGGCGACAAGUUGAAGGCUGAUCCAAGUUAUAGGAGGAAAAUCAAGCUUACGCUGCCAUGGAUUAAGCAAAUAGAUGCAACCAUGGCACAGAGCAUGGUGGGCUGAAAUAUUGACAAGUGUCUUAAACAGUGUCGAGUGUGUUGUUUUUAGUAUUGAAUAUAGUUUUAUUUUAAUAUAGUUUCUUACAAGUUCACUAGCAUCAUUGAUAGACUGGAUGCAUUAACAUUUCAGACUUGUUUAAAAGUCAUUAUCAGGAAAUAUGACAUAAAAAUGCUGUCUUUGUAGCAGGUUGAAGGAUAAAUAAUAUUGUCUUGCAGUUUGGUAUCCUUAUAUAUUUACCAUGACAGCAGUUUAGAGGGAAAUGUUUCCUUUACAGUUUAAGAUACCUGAUGUAUUUUCAUAAUGAAAAAAAAAACUAACUUCUGUGAUGUUGAAUUAUUGAUAUUGUAAAUUUGACUUAUUUAACUGCUGAUUUCAGCAUUUACUUUAACAUUUUAAUAAAAUUGAAUAUUUUGUUACUCCCAGGCCCAAUAGGUAUCCCAUAUGUCAGAAUAGAAACUCUUUUCAUUAUCUGUUAUCAUUUUUUUCCCAGUCAUAGAGUCAUGUAAGAUUUAAAAUAUGUUAGUUUUUCCUAUUGUUUAUUGAAAAGUUCGUUGAAUUUGCCAAGUACAUUUAUUAUUACAUAAUAAAUACAAUUAAUUCAUGUCCGCAGUACCAGUAUUUCUUAACAGUGAUUUUUUUCUCCAUAAUCUAUGUUUUAUUAGUCAGUUCUUAUCCCAAUAACCUCCAAAAUGGACCCUAAAAAUUGCACUGUGCAGUCUGAUCAGGAUCCAUACUGUUCGCUAUCAGUUUCUUUACUUGUUAUAUGGUCUGUAAGCGAACAGCAUGGAUCCUGAUCAGACUGCGCUGGUCGCAAACCCAUUAUGUUGGUUUUGUCAUGACACGGCUCAUUUGUAUACACUAAAUUGUAAUUCAUAAAUCAUAACUUUAAUGUCAGUUGUAUAAUACAUUUGAUUUAAUCAACAAAUAAUUGUUCCUGUAUUUUGUUAUGAAUGCAUGUAUAAUUUUUAGCGUGAGUGCCAUAAAAGAUGUAGAAAAUUUGUUUUCUUAUUUAUUAAUAAGGGUUCCCGGAUUCCCUUGUAUCUUAAAGCUGUUUCUUAAAUGUAUACAAUGUAUACCUGCCUGUAACACUCGUAAGAGGGGUUGGCAGUAUCCAGAGAUAGAUAGAUAGAUAUUAAACCUUUAAUUUUACCUGACCUAUUUCUAUACAUGCUUAAAACUGAUUUUGUGCCAAAAUCUUUUGCUUCAAUUUUUUUUUAGUUUAUUAACUGGCAAUGAACUAAGUAGCAAAAAAUGAAUAAUGUUAUUUUAUGUGAAUUGAUUAUUUAUUUGUUACAUCAGUAAUCCUUCACUAAAAUCUUGAAAUCUUUACUCAAGUUCAAUUAUUUCAUAAAAAAAAACUUGUUCAUAGAAAAUUUUAUCAACACUAUUAUUACAAGUAUUCAAAUUUUCAUUUUAGUAUGGAAUAUAUUAUUCUCACAUAAAUAUUGAUAUUUAAUUUUAUUCAGGUCGAGAUUUUGAUAUUUUCAUAUGGAGUGUUCAGUCAAAAUUUUGUUUGUAGAAUCAUUUUUUGUUUGUUCUAGCAAAUUUUUCUCAUCGCUACAUAGUCUUUAUAACUAGAUGAUUCAAUAUUGAAAAUUCUCACAUGAAAAAGUGUUGAUUUCUUAAACGAAGGUAAACAUUAAAAUGUUUUCUUAAUUUUUAGUGUUUUAUAAAAAAUGAAAUUUAUUUCAUGUAUCAAACACAAAGUCAAAAUAAAAAUCAGUCUGUUUGAAAUAUUUUUGGUGCUCUAUUUCAGUGGAAACGAAAUAAUUUUCAAACAUUUCACACAAGUUUUUUUUAUUUUUUUCUUGUGAAAUAUAAUGCAUAAAAAAGAACUGUAUAUGAUGGUUAGACCCAGGUGAAAGAUUUAGUUGCAAAUAAUCAUAUUGCCUGACACUAGAGAUUAAUUUUACCAGGAAGUAUAUGAAAGCUUAAAUUAGAAGCUUAGCAGUAUAUGAUCCAUAAUUUAGCUUGGCAUUAUCAUUUAUAGGUUGAUUUUCACCGUUUUGUUUAAAGGGACUCCACUCAGGUUUUUUUUACAUGACAGGACUGGAAAUAAUUUUUUCAAGAUAAAUGUUCCAUUUGAUGCAGGUCUAGAGACCAAUAUAAACUUGUGAGCAAAUUUCAGACCAUUCACGUUCUCCUUUUUUUCAGAAUAAAUACAGAAUGAUAAAGAAUAAAUGUAUUUUAAUUGUGAAAAAUGACCAAAAAUUGGAAACCCUUGCAAUGAUUUUUACUCAAAUUGGAUGAAGAAUAGCAGAAAUAUAUAAUUUUCAAUAUAUAAUUCGUAAUCAUUUUUUGCAUACAGUAUCUUUUUUUAUCUAUUUUUUUUUCUUUUUUGAUUUUAGACCUCAGUGGAGUUCCUUUAACAUUGCAACAUAUUUGUUGUAUCUCACUGAUGUAACCAAGCACUGUAUUAAAUAUAUCGGAACAAAAUGUAAA